Molecule: messenger RNA, 2985 nt
Organism: Chaetomium fimeti
Lineage: Eukaryota; Fungi; Ascomycota; Sordariomycetes; Sordariales; Chaetomiaceae
Product: Dynamin family-domain-containing protein
Exons: 8
Coding region: 1-2985 (994 amino acids)
Source: RefSeq, a predicted model, not a curated record
AUGGACGACUCGGACCUGAAUAGCUUUAUGAAGCUUAGCCAGCUUCAAGAGCUGAUAUCGGGUGAAUCCCCGUCAGAGUUGGAGGGCGGCAUUCAAACCGGGUUUCGCAUUCUCAGCAGCAUCAAGAAGGCCUUUGCACUUGCAAAAACUGUGCCCGAAAUCGCCGAAUGGGUAAAAUCGUGCGAUAAACUUCAGGCUCAGGCCGCGCCUCAGCCCUCAGUGGUGGGCGUAGUUGGAAGCACAGGAGCCGGCAAGAGCUCAGUGAUCAAUGCAGUUUUGGAUGAGGAGUGCCUCGUUCCGACCAACUGCAUGCGCGCAUGCACUGCGGUCAUCACAGAGAUUGCUUACAACGAGUCGGAGCAAGAAGACCAGAAGUACCGCGCGGAGAUCCACUUCAUUUCCAAAGAUGACUGGGUUAAGGAACUGCGGGUGAUGCUUGCCGAUAUGACAGACGGUCAAGAUGCGCUCGGCACAGAAUACACGAGCGGUGAGAGUGAGGCAGCCGUUGCUUACCACAAGAUGCGUGCUGUCUACCCAUUCUUGGAGAGCGAGGAACUCAGGAAAGGCGAGUUUGACAUUGAUGAACUGGUCGCAGAACCCUCAGUCAAGGAUCUGUUUGGCACCGUUAAGCAGGUUACCGCCCCCACCUCCAAGGAUUUCCUGGACCUUCUCAAGCGGUUCAUCGAUUCCAAAGAAAAAGCGCGCGGUGGGAAGAAGGAGCCCAGUGACUUGGAGUACUGGCCUCUGAUCAAGGUCGUCAAGGUCUUUGUGCGGUCGUCAAUUCUCGAAUCAGGCCUUGUUUUGGUGGACCUGCCCGGUGUUCAUGAUUCAAAUGCAGCCCGAUCUGCAGUCGCUGCGAAGUACAUCGAGCGAUGCUCGGGACUCUGGGUCGUCGCGCCCAUCGCACGGGCAGUCGACGACAAAGUUGCUCAAAAUCUCCUCGGAGACACCUUCAGACGCCAAUUGCAAUUUGAUGGAAAUUACUCGAGCAUCACCGUUAUUUGUUCGAAGGCCGACGACAUCUCAGUGACUGAAAUUCUGAAACUUUUGCCAGAGGAGGCCGAGGCCGCACAGCUCCAUGCUCGCACCGGUCUCCGAGAGACAGAACGCGACAAACUUCAAGAGAAAUAUGACACCGUGAAGAAGGGAUUGUCUGGGAUUGACGGCGAGAUUGAACAACGCCAGGCAGAUAUCAACAAUCUUCGAUCAGCCCUCGACGACCCGAGCGAUGAGGAUGAUCUGAUUUUGUUUUCCCCGGGGGAUGAGCCCGAAAAGGAGCACAUGUCCCGGGAACAAGCAAGGCGGCAACUGCGGGAAACCGAGUCUCGUCUGGCCGAACUGCGUACGGCGCGCAAGGAGUUGAGACAACUAGGUUCUUCGACGCAGAAGGAUCUCAAGGAGGUAAGGGCGGAGAUCAGGUCUCUCAAGUCCGAGACGAAGCAGGCCUGCAUAAAAUAUCGCAAUGGCUAUUCUCGGCCCGCCAUCCAGACACAGUUCGCUGAGGGUGUUCGGGAGCUAGACCAAGAAAAUGCGGCUGACGACGAGGACAACUUCGAUCCUGAUAAUGUUCGCCGUGAUUAUAGCGAUGUCGCCAAAAAGCUCCUCGUUUUCUGUGUGUCGAGCAAGGCAUACCAGAAGGUCUCCGGUCGACUCGAGAACGAUGAGAGAAUUUCAGGUUUCACUCAUCUUGAGGAUACUGAGAUCCCGGCUCUGCAGAGACAUGCUUUGGGAAUCGUCCAAGAGACACGGACAGUAACCGGCCGCCGCUUCCUCAGCGAACUUAGUCGCUUCUUGACAUCGCUUCAUCUCCAAGUGGUGCAGUCUGGUCAACCUCUGAAGCUCGCCGAUAACAUGAGAGAGAAAGAGCUUCAAUCCCUCGCUAAGGCUAUGGAUAGUCUCCAGCUGGAGCUUGUCUUGACGAUCCGACACUCAUUUGUCCGGUCCCAGGAACUUAUAGCUUCCUACGUCUCUCGGAAAUUCAAGUCGGCGGCUAGAGAAGCCUCGGCCGCCGCCAUGCCCACGGUCAAGUCAUGGAUUUGUCACAGGAACAACGGAGGACUGGCAUACGAGACCUUCCGUGCGACUUGUUACCGGGACGGUGUUUUCAAGGGUUUAAAGAGGUCGGUGGACUUCAACUCCGCCCUCGCCGACCCGAUGACGAAACGUCUAGCACGGUCCUGGGAGUACGUCUUCUCCAGUGCUUUCCCCCACAACCUCGAUGUUUUAGCCGAGGCCCUUGGGGAAUCAUUGAGAUCGUUCCGUCUGCAGAUGGAUCAGCGCCCAGAGUUGAAGAAGGCUCCGUCUUUGGCUUUGGUUACUCGGCAGGUGGAAAACCUGGAACGCGAUCUCAAGGACGCCAUGGAAUUCAAAGCUAUGGUCAGCGUCAGACAAAAGGAAGCAAGUCGACUUUUUAUUCCCGCUGUUACCUCGGCGAUGGCGAGCGCCUACGCGCAUUGCGUUAGAGAGCGUGGUAUGGGCUGUUUCAAGCGCAUGAAGGCACAUGUGGUUGCUCACGUUGAUGAGGCGCGAAACACCAUGUUCAAGGCAGCCGUGAAGGACGUGGAGAGCGCUCUUAACGACACCCUCGAACAGCUCGAGGCAGAAGUGGUCAAGAAGGUGGAGGAUGUCGUUGGCCUGGUCGAUAACGGUUACCGCUCUUUGCUCAUCGACCAGAACAUUUUCAGGGCCCUGUCGAGCUCUCGAGACGAGGUUCGGAAUUUGCUCUCCCAGGUUGAUCAGCAGUUCGAACAGGUGUUGCGCCCGGUCAGAGAUGAGGAUACAACAGCCAUGGAUGCCGAUUUCGAAGCAUCAGCGACCGCGCCCGACCCCGGAACGCCACUCAGGAUCUCAGGUUCUGGCUGCGGAACUCCCGUUGCCUCCAGCGCCGAUCGAACGUCCCCUGGAAAUUCCGGUGGCAACGUGCGUAUCAAGAAGGAACCGUCUCUCGAGGUCCUCGCUGAAGACGUUCGUAUGCGGGACGCCUGA